AUGGAUCGCUACCUGCUGCUGGUGAUCUGGGGGGAAGGAAAAGCCCUAUCGUCCUCCACUGGGGAGGCGAAGCUCGGGCCAGGGGCGCCAUGGACUGAGGGCACGGAGAAGCAGCCGGACUUAACAGCAGCUGCUCAUGUUUAUCACCUCCUGAAAAGAAGCAUCAGCGCUUCAGUUAAUCCAGAAGAUAGCACUUUCCCUGUCUGUUCAGUGGGCGGCAUACCUGGAUCCAAGAAAUGGUUCUUUGCGGUGCAGGCGCUAUGCGGAUUUUAUCAGUUUUGUAGUUCUGACUGGGAUGAGAUGCAUUUUGAUACAGAAAAAGAUGAAAUUGAAGAUACUCUUCAAACAAACAUGGAAGAAUGCUUGACUGCUGUUGACUGUUUUGAGGAAGAAGAUGGGAAUAGCAGGGAAUCCUUGUCCUUGGCUGAUUUAUAUGAAGAAUCUGCAGAAAAUUUACAUCAGUUAUCAGACAAGCUUCCUGCACCUGGUCGAGCAAUGAUCGAUAUCCUGCUGCUGCCCUCUGACAAAGAUUUCCCUAAACUGAAAGACUGUUUGCCUACCUUGGGAGCAUUCAAGCAUUUGAGGGAAUGGCAUUCAGCAAAAAUCACCAUAGUAGGCAAUCAUGGUGAAACAAAUUGUCAGAAAAUUGCUGAAUACCUUUCUGCUAAUGUUAUGCCUUUCGAAGAUCUCAGAAAUGCUAUUGACUCAAAGGAGUUAUGGAGGGGAAAAAUUCAUAUAUGGGAAAGAAAGUUUGGAUCUGAAAUGAGUUUUCCUGAUUUUUCAUUAAAGGGAGUCACACCUAAGACUUUUAGUACAACUAAUUUAAAUACUUGCUUUCUUGCUGAAAAGCCGAUACCAUCAAAGGAUAAGAAUAUUUUGCCAAAGGUUUUCCAUUAUUAUGGGCCUGCUUUAGAAUUUGUGCAGAUGAUAAAAUUAUCAGAGCUCCCCUCCUGUUACAUGUCGGACGUUGAAUUUGAAUUAGGACUGACAAAACACAAUACCAAACAGAAUUCCACGUUGCUGUUGGAACAGAUUUCUUCUCUGUGUGGCAAGGUUGGUGCUCUUUUUGUAUUGCCUUGUACUGUUAGUAGCAUACUUGUUCCACCUCCCAACCAACUCAGUUCAAGAAAAUGGAAGGACUCUAUAGCUAAAAAGCCCAAGGUAACUAAUGUUCCAGAUGUUGAAGUGAAAGGAGAGUGUUCUGGCUAUUAUUUCUUGGUGCAAGGUAAUGGCGAUAAAAGAUGUAAAGCGACUUUGAUUUACUCAGCCAACCAGAUCAAUGGCUCGUUUGCACUCAGUUAUAUUCAUGGGAAGAUGAAAGCCAACAUUGAAGAGACCAAACCAAGCUCUCCUUUUGACUUCUUGUCACUUCCGCAUUUUUCUGGAGAACAGAUUGUACAGAGAGAGAAACAAUUAGCCAGUGUCCAAGCUUUGGCGUUGAAAGAAUGCUUGAAAAGGAAAAAGUUGGCAGAGAAGCCUGAAGCAGUUUCUAUUGGUGAGCUCAAAACUUUGUUAGUAAUCACAAGGGACCUCUUUUUAGAUCCGUUUAAUGCUAUUAUUCCUAAGACGACUCAUAUAAAGACCGACCAAAACAUCGCCAAUAUGUUAAAUGAUGCAACCCCAAUGGAACCUGAUUCUUUACAUCUAAAGGAAACCAAUCCUCUGGAAUGGCCAGAAAGGCAUGUUCUUCAGAACUUGGAAACUUUUGAAAAAGCUAAACAAAAACUGAGAACUGGUUCUUUACCUCGAUCUUCUGAACAGCUGCUGGGUCACAAAGAGGGUCCACGGGACUCGAUAACGUUAUUGGACGCUAAAGAGCUGCUUAAACAUUUUACUUCCGAUGGAUUACCAGUUGGAGAUCUCCAACCUUUACAAGUUCAAAAGGGGGAAAAGACAUUUGUUCUGACACCUGAACUGAGUCCUGGGAAACUGCAAGUCUUACCUUUUGAAAAAGCCUCAGUGUGCCAUUAUCAUGGAAUUGAAUACUGCUUGGAUGACCGAAAAGCUUUAGAAAGAGAUGGCGGAUUUUCUGAACUUCAGUCUCGUCUUAUUCGUUAUGAAACUCAAACUACCUGCAGCAGAGAAGGUUUUCCAAUACCAACUGUGUUGAGUCCUCUUCCGUCCCCUGCCGUUUUAUCAGAGCCUGGAAGUGUCCCUGAUGGAGAAGCUGUACAAAGUGAACUUCGAACUGAAGUCUCCCGAUUGAAAAGGCGAUCAAAGGACCCGAAAAGCCUUUAUCCUAAAAAAAGACUCGUGGAAUCUGAAAGUUCAGAUUCUCUUCUUUCUCAGACCAGUGGCAGUAGCUGUCUUCCCCAUCCUGUGGUGACAUCUCAAAGGGCCCAGGCUAAGCGCUCAGCACCCACGGCUGGUCCAUCUGUACCAGUUCCGGAAGGCGCACAAGUCACCGCAAAGGACAGAGCUGCUCGAAAGAGUCUGCCAGAAUCAAAAACAUCCAGGCGAAUGAAGGAAUCAAGAUCACAGAAACACACCCGGAUAUUGAAAGAAGUUGUCACGGAGACCCUGAAGAAACACAGGAUAACUGAGACUCACGAAUGUUUCACUGCUUGCAGCCAGCGUCUCUUUGAAAUCUCCAAGUUCUAUCUAAAGGAUCUUAAAACGUCACGGGGUCUAUUUGAAGAAAUGAAGAAAACAGCGAACAACAAUGUUGUACAGGUGAUUGAAUGGGUUUUAGAAAAGACAAGCAAGAAAUGA
This is a messenger RNA of Chrysochloris asiatica (Cape golden mole), 2712 nucleotides long. It is a transcript of the gene MTBP, whose product is annotated as Mdm2, transformed 3T3 cell double minute 2, p53 binding protein (mouse) binding protein, 104kDa. Gene Ontology annotation, biological process: protein localization to kinetochore; traversing start control point of mitotic cell cycle; regulation of protein ubiquitination. NCBI's taxonomy places the organism in Eukaryota, Metazoa, Chordata, Mammalia, Afrosoricida, Chrysochloridae. The coding region runs from base 1 to 2712 and encodes 903 amino acids. The record is from RefSeq and is a predicted model, not a curated record. Gene Ontology annotation, cellular component: kinetochore. The transcript is spliced from 22 exons.